This is a messenger RNA of Limanda limanda (common dab), 2996 nucleotides long. RefSeq names its product cytohesin 1a (gene cyth1a). Bases 198 to 1394 code for a protein of 398 amino acids. NCBI's taxonomy places the organism in Eukaryota, Metazoa, Chordata, Actinopteri, Pleuronectiformes, Pleuronectidae. Gene Ontology annotation, molecular function: guanyl-nucleotide exchange factor activity. The transcript has 13 exons. Gene Ontology annotation, biological process: regulation of ARF protein signal transduction. The record is from RefSeq and is a predicted model, not a curated record.
GCUGCUCAGACCACUCCUUCAGUCUGUCGACACUCUGCCAGCGAUCCGCCGCCCGGAGGAAUUCUCCAUUUACACAAUAGAAACUUUAAAAGAAAUCUAUACGUUCCUCGUUGGUCGAUAAUCUCGAUUGUACUCGACGAAGUUGCCGACUCGGCUGAAACUUUUCUCGGACGUGCGAGGACAGACAGAGGGACACCAUGGUGCUGAAGUCGGAAGACGGGAUCGUCCCGGACGACCUCACCCCAGAGGAGCACCAGGAGCUGGAGAACAUCCGCCGGCGCAAACAGGAGCUGCUGGAGGACAUUCAGCGGCUGAAGGAUGAGAUAGCAGAAGUGACAAGUGAGAUCGAGAACCUGGGUUCCACUGAGGAGAGGAAAAAUAUGCAGAGGAGCAAACAGGUGGCGAUGGGCCGUAAGAAAUUCAACAUGGACCCCAAAAAGGGGAUCCAGUUCCUGAUUGAGAACGACUUACUGAAGAAUACCAGCGGCGACAUCGCUCAGUUCCUCUACAAGGGCGAGGGCCUGAACAAGACAGCCAUCGGCGAUUACCUCGGAGAGAGAGAUGACUUCAAUAUCGAAGUCCUCCAUGCCUUUGUGGAGCUUCAUGAGUUCACAGACCUCAACCUGGUUCAGGCCCUUAGACAGUUCCUGUGGAGUUUUCGACUGCCGGGAGAAGCUCAGAAGAUCGACCGCAUGAUGGAGGCCUUCGCUCAGCGCUACUGCCAGUGCAAUGCCGGCGUUUUCCAGUCCACAGACACCUGUUACAUCCUGUCGUUUGCCAUCAUCAUGCUCAACACCAGCCUCCACAACCCCAACGUGAAGGACAAGCCGUCUGUGGAGCGAUUCAUCUCCAUGAACAGAGGAAUCAACGAUGGAGGGGACUUGCCUGAAGACCUGCUCAGGAACCUGUAUGAUAGCAUCAAGAACGAGCCUUUCAAAAUCCCAGAGGACGACGGCAAUGACCUCACGCACACGUUCUUCAACCCCGACAGGGAGGGCUGGCUGCUGAAACUGGGGGGACGAGUAAAAACCUGGAAGAGGAGGUGGUUCAUCCUCACCGACAACUGUCUGUACUACUUUGAGUACACCACAGACAAAGAGCCCAGAGGAAUCAUCCCCCUGGAGAACCUGAGCAUCAAGGAGGUGGAGGAUAAGAAGCCAAACUGCUUUGAGCUUUUCAUCCCGGACAAUAAGGACCAGGUGAUCAAAGCUUGUAAGACCGAGGCGGACGGACGCGUCGUGGAGGGGAACCAUACCUUCUACCGCAUUUCUGCCGCCACCACUGAGAUGAAAGAUGAAUGGAUGAACAGCAUCAAAGCUGCAAUCAGCAGGGAUCCCUUUUACGAGAUGUUAGCGGCCAGGAAAAAGAAGGUGUCUUCCAUGAAGAGGCACUAGAUCCACUGAACGCUUUUCUGACUUUGCGCUUGCCGGAGCAGGGGGGUCCCGGGUCUCCGUUCGCCCUCUCCGGGCCGGGUCAGAGGCCACGGUUAAGGACAUCCUCAGACAAUUUCCAGGGGGACUUCUCUUGGACACACACUCGCUCUGGCUUUGGGACUCUACUGGCCGAGAAAAGAAAAAACAGGAAGCAUGCCGGGGAUCAUGGUCAAUAAGAGUCAAGGCCGAAGCUUCCUCUAACCUCUCGUCUGAAUGUCUCCCUUCUCUCUCUGUCUCAGCUCUGUGUGCGCUCUCUGUCCCGGAAGCAGAAAGGGAAUCUUGCUGCAGCGAAAUCCAAAACACAAGUUCCCGCAUUACGACGCGUAAUGUGCACAACAUGCAUACUCUCACCCGUAGCACACAUCGUUUUAACUCAGCAGGUCUGAUCGCGUGUGGCGCCCCAAACCAAAAUAUUGCUCGCUUUAUGGAAGAAAAGUUAGGACCUUUUCAGACGUGCUUUAACAUGUUUGGGUGAUACUUUUUUUUUUACAGCUUUUACUGUAGAUUCCUCUUGAGUCCGUUGUUGUUUUGUCUACUUUUGUAAAAUAAAAUGGUCUUGCAAGAUAAACUACUGGGGGGGAUAAUUUGCCAACUGUUAGUGAUUUUAUAUUAAAAAGAAAACAAAAACUUGUCUGUUUAAAAAAAAAAAAAAAAAAAAAGUUGCCACUCAGGAGAUUGUUCCGUGUCGCCGCUGACGUGGAUCCUCUCAGCCGUGAAAAACCUCUCAGCCCGUGUCCCAGACCCAACUGUUAUUCAGUUUUUUUGUAAAUGUGAAGCGUACCGCUGCAGGUGAGGGUGUCUGCCUGUCUGGGCCGGGUCUCAGCGUCAGAUCUGUUCAUUUCCUGAAGGUCUCGGAGAUGCAUAUCCGCGCAUUAGUGUCUUUUAUUCUAAAGGGACGAGUGUCCCAUCACCCUGGGCCUUUUCUUGAGCUCUAGAUGUUGUUUCCGCUCCCCUACAUGUUUUUUUUUUCAUGCUUUUACCUCGUCUCAAAACACAAGAACCCCUUCUAUUACUGUAUCAUUUUAUUUUUCGGGGGAAAAGUAACUUUACUGCUGCACGGUGCCUGGCGCUCUAGAUGAAUUGUGACGAGAAAUGCUGCUGGUUAGCGACAGUAAUUCAUUUCUUUUCUUUUCCCACUUGAACAUUUAAUCUUUUUGUCCUCUGCCUUUUCAGAGCUAUAAAUGACUCGAGUGGCAUUUCAGCCAUCCCCACGAUCAUUGUACAAUACUGUGUGCUUCAGGUUGUUUUAUGUUUAAGAUGAUGUGUAUAUAUAUACAGUAUAUAUAUAUGACAUUAUUGUUGCAGAAGCUUUAAAGCAGCCCAAAUCAACGUGUGGCAAAGCUCGAUGCCCGGAAAGGAACAGGGUUGUCCCCCGUCUCAGGAAGCGCGACGUGAAACAAAACAAAACUACUGCUCAUAUCAGGAACGGUGGUGACCCCAAAAGAUGGAGGACUGAGGCUGAUUUGAUGGCCGUUCUAACGCGACGUCUUGUCAAAUAUCCAAAACUGCAUCGAGGUACAAUUUUUGCAAGUGCAGCGUGAGUUGUGUAUCGAGCAGUUGCCC